GCGUGUACCGUUGAUUUCAAACAAACGGCCGGGAUCUGUCCUAACUCGACUCUUCUUCCACACUUGUCCCCGUCGCCAGUCGCCACCGCUCCCCGCCCACCUCGAAAUGGAUCCCGCGCCGGCGACCCCUCGCUGGAACCUGGAGCGCCCCUACCUCACCGGACGCUUCCACCAGGAGGCGAAGGUGUACGCGGCGUCGCAGGCGCCCGGAUCCAAGCCUUUCUCUCUCGACUCCUUCAGCCGCGGUGCUGGCGGCGGCGCUGGGAGUGUCCUCGGAUCGUACGCUGUUUCUGUGCAGGAGCUUUUAGUUAUUGAUGAUUUGCUAUCAGCUCUGGUGGGUAUUGAGGGAAGAUACAUUUCGAUUAAGAGAGUACGCGGAAAGGAGGGAUAUGUUGUCUUCCAGAUUGAUUCUUCAAUGGACCUUGCACUCCAGGAGUUGACUCGCCGAAUUUUCCCCUUAUGUGAAGAUUUUGUGCUAGCAAGCCAGUUUGUGGAGUCCAGGUCUCAUUUCAAAAAUGGUUUGGUCAACCAUGCUCUAGCGGCUGCUCUAAGGGCAUUCCUCCUGGAUUAUCAGGCAAUGGUUGCUCAACUGGAGCAUCAAUUCCGUCUUGGAAGGCUCUCUGUUCAAGGAUUAUGGUUCUUUUGUCAGCGGAUGAUGAGUUCAUUGAAUGCACUGGCUGUUCUAAUAGAGAAGGCAAUGUCCAAUAAUACCAGUGGUUCGGCGACACUUAAUCUACUUCAUAGUCAGGCAAAGGCGAUGGCUGGCGAUAGUGCUGUUCGGUCAUUACUGGAGAAGAUGACCGAUUGUGCAAGUGCAGCAUACCUCAGGAUGUUGGAAAGAUGGGUGUAUGAGGGUGUCAUAGAUGACCCUUAUGGUGAAUUCUUCAUUGCUGAAAACAAAUCUCUGCAGAAGGAGAGUCUGACUCAAGAUUAUGAUGCCAAAUAUUGGCAGCAACGGUACAGCCUAAAAGAUGGCAUCCCUAGUUUUCUCAAUAAUGUUGCUGCCACCAUUCUGACAACAGGAAAGUAUCUUAAUGUUAUGAGAGAAUGUGGGCACAAUGUUCAGGUUUCCCUGUCAGAAAACUCUAAGCUGACGAGCUUUGGUUCAAACCACCAAUAUCUUGAGUGCAUCAAAUCUGCUUAUGAUUUUGCAAGUGGUGAGCUCUUGACUCUAAUGAAGGAUAAGUAUGAUCUCAUUGGGAAACUGCGAUCAUUGAAGCGCUAUCUACUUCUUGACCAAGGUGAUUUUUUGGUUCAUUUUAUGGAUAUUGCCCGAGAGGAGCUUACAAAGAAACCAGAAGAUAUAUCCGUUGAAAAACUUCAGUCUCUUGUUGACAUCGCGUUGCGAAGUACAGCAGCUGCUUCCGAUCCAAGUCAUGAAGAUUUGACUUGUUGCGUUGAAAGAAGUUCCCUGCUUAAAAAGCUGACAACCCUGAAAGACUUGGACUGUGCUUACUCUUCAGACAAGCUUGCUGCAGCUGAUGUUGAUCAGCCCAUGACAUUAAACAUAACUGGCUUGGAAACGUUCUGCCUUGGCUACAAGAUUCCAUGGCCACUAUCUCUUGUAAUUUCAAGGAAGGCUUUAACAAAGUAUCAAUUGAUCUUUCGUCUAUUGUUUCACUGCAAACAUGUUAGUCGCCAAUUGUGUCAAGCGUGGCAGAUCCAACAAGGGUUCCGGUCUGUCAAGAUUCUAGGAACACCAAUUCUACGGCCAUCGAUUCUUUGUCGCAGCAUGCUCAAGUUUGUAAACAGCCUUCUACAUUAUCUAACUUUUGAGGUUCUUGAACCAAACUGGCAUUCAAUGCAUGGCCGCCUUCAAACUGCAAGGAGCAUCGAUGAGGUCAUCCAGAUACACGAUUUCUUCCUCCAGAAGUGUCUAAAGGAAUGCUUGCUGUUGUUGCCUGAGCUCCUCAUGAAAGUUGAGAAGCUGAAAGCAUUAUGUCUCCAAUACGCGACUUCCAUCCAGCUCUUGAUACCGUCCAUCGAGGUCGCUGCUCCUGAGAGCAAAUCGAAAUCUGGGUCGUCGAGAGCAAGAGCCAAGAGAUCACAGGACAGAGACGAGCAACUGAAACUAGCAUCCGAGAACGUCGUGAUGUCGCAGUCAAUCCUGAAAUUCGAGUCGGAGUUCAACGCGGAGCUCCAGAGCCUCGCUCCUACGCUGAGCAAGAGCUCACAGGCCGAACCGUACCUGACCCAUCUCGCGCAGUGCAUUCUCGGCGUCGGAAUCGACCAGUGAGCUUCUUCAGGGGUUCCAUGUUCAGAUGGUUGCAAAGUUUGCAUGUGUGGUUGUGUGCGUGUGCGAUUCCGCGGCGUGGCAGUGCGCUUGCUGCCGUCGACGCCGGUGUGCGGUCUUGUGGGUGAGCUGGAAACUUGUAAAACAUACAGAAUUAUGCUUCCACGUGGUGGAUGUAGUCAUGUAGAUGCUUGGUUAGGCUUUAAUUAGCUGGUGCUGUAGGCUGGUGUAACUGUUUGAUUAUACAUACUCUGGUGGUGUGUUUGUGUGCUGCGAUUCAGCAUGCCAGGCUCUGUGCCUCAGGGACUGGCUCGUGUUGUUUGAGACGAGUCGCCGAUGUAGUAAGCCUGCAGCUUCAAGAGCCUGGCUACGACUCAGAGGGUAAGCCUCAUUUUUUUUUUUGAGGAUCAGGGGAAGCCUCAAUUGUGACCUGUGGUUUGUUCCGUC
Messenger RNA from Triticum aestivum (bread wheat), 2680 nucleotides. Its product is annotated as gamma-tubulin complex component 2. The record is from RefSeq and is a predicted model, not a curated record. The transcript has 21 exons. Gene Ontology annotation, molecular function: gamma-tubulin binding; microtubule minus-end binding. NCBI's taxonomy places the organism in Eukaryota, Viridiplantae, Streptophyta, Magnoliopsida, Poales, Poaceae. Gene Ontology annotation, biological process: meiotic cell cycle; spindle assembly; microtubule nucleation. Gene Ontology annotation, cellular component: gamma-tubulin complex; microtubule organizing center; spindle pole. Bases 107 to 2236 code for a protein of 709 amino acids.